UUGUAUAGCAAAUAUUAAAUGGCUUCAAAAUCUCUUCACUAUCAAGGCAAUCACACUUUCUCUAAAACAGAAAAGGGUUAUAUAAUUUAUCCGAAAGCUCUUAAUAUUGUUUGGGGAAAUGAUAAACGCUUUUGGAAGUUACCCAAAUACGAAAAAGAUGGUGUAGAACUUAUACAAGUAAAUUGGCUGGAGAUUACUGGCUGUAUUGACAAUAUUAAUGUAGAGAAGAAAAUGUCAUACGAUGUUGGAUUUACAGUGUCACUGAUGACUGAUGCAUUUGGUUGGAGCGAUUCGCCCAUUUAUCUUAUGGCUAAAUGGGGAGAUAAUACUAAAUGGACAAAGGUGAAUUUGACAAGUGAUCAGAUUAAUGGCAAAAAGAUGGUAUCAAAAACUAUUACAAUAACAAAAGGAAAAGGGAACAAUGUUGAUAAGAUUUAUUUUGGAUUGUAUGAAGUUUGGAACAAAAAAUGGAAAGGAGGUCUCAAAAUUCAUUCCGUAAACUUGAUAGAGAUUUAGCUAGAUAUUGAUUUGGUUGUACUACAAGAAAAUUGUAAGACGAAAAUAAUUAGUCGAUUAUUGUCAUAUCAUGAAUGAAACUCGUAUGUUGAACUC
Messenger RNA from Solanum stenotomum, 612 nucleotides. RefSeq names its product protein PHLOEM PROTEIN 2-LIKE A9-like. The transcript has 4 exons. The coding region runs from base 19 to 516 and encodes 165 amino acids. The record is from RefSeq and is a predicted model, not a curated record. Lineage: Eukaryota; Viridiplantae; Streptophyta; Magnoliopsida; Solanales; Solanaceae.